Messenger RNA from Chelonia mydas (Green sea turtle), 1473 nucleotides. RefSeq names its product nicotinamide nucleotide adenylyltransferase 2 (gene NMNAT2). Gene Ontology annotation, biological process: NAD+ biosynthetic process. The record is from RefSeq and is a predicted model, not a curated record. Gene Ontology annotation, molecular function: nicotinate-nucleotide adenylyltransferase activity; nicotinamide-nucleotide adenylyltransferase activity. Lineage: Eukaryota; Metazoa; Chordata; Testudines; Cheloniidae. Bases 126 to 1049 code for a protein of 307 amino acids. The transcript has 11 exons. Gene Ontology annotation, cellular component: Golgi apparatus.
GCUGCUUGCGUCUGGCUCAGCUCCUUGGAGCCCACAGCGCCGGCUGCGCCUCGCCUCCCUCCUCCCUCUGCAGACACACCGAGACACAAAAAGAGGCUGGAGCGAGCUGGCAGAAAAGCAGCACCAUGACCGAAACCACCAAGACCCACGUUAUCCUGCUGUCCUGCGGCAGCUUCAACCCCAUCACCAAGGGGCACAUCCAGAUGUUCGAAAGAGCCCGGGAUUAUCUGCACAAGACUGGAAGGUUCAUUGUAAUUGGUGGAAUCGUCUCACCUGUACAUGACUCCUAUGGGAAGCAGGGCCUGGUCUCCAGCCGACACCGUCUGACCAUGUGCCAACUGGCCGUCCAGUCCUCUGACUGGAUCAGGGUGGACCCCUGGGAGUGCUACCAGGACACCUGGCAGACUACCUGCAGUGUGCUGGAACACCACCGUGAUCUGAUGAAGCGAGUGACUGGCUGCAUCCUCUCCAACGUGAACACGCCUUCCAUGACCCCGGUGAUUGGACAGCCCCAGAAUGAGUCUCCACAGCCCAUUUACCAGAACAGCAACAUUUCCAACAAGCCCACUGCAGCAAAGAUCUUGGGGAAGGUGGGAGAAAGUCUGAGCCGGAUUUGCUGUGUCCGUCCGCCAAUGGAACGCUUCACCUUUGUGGAUGAGAAUGCGAAUUUGGGGACCGUGAUGAGAUACGAGGAGAUUGAGCUUCGUAUCUUAUUGCUUUGUGGCAGUGACCUGCUGGAGUCCUUCUGUAUCCCAGGCCUCUGGAAUGAGUCUGACAUGGAGGUGAUUGUCGGGGACUUCGGGAUCGUGGUGGUGCCCCGGGACGGCACAGACACAGACCGGAUCAUGAACCAUUCCUCAAUACUCCGCAAGUACAAAAACAACAUCCUGGUCGUGAAGGAUGACAUGAACCACCCGAUGUCUGUCGUCAGUUCAACCAAAAGCAGACUGGCCCUGCAGCAUGGGGAUGGACACGUUGUGGAUUACCUGUCUCAGCCCGUCAUUGACUACAUCCUCAAGAGCCAGCUAUACAUCAACGCCUCUGGUUAAAGCCUGAGGUGCUGCAGCAAGGCAGCCCCACCGCCCCACUUCUUUCCAGCUCUCCAUCACACUUCUCGCUCUCUGUGUCUGUCUCUCUCUCUCUCUCACGGCCUCCGGCGCGUCCGCCUGUCUCACUCACUGACUCUAGCGCUCGAUAGUGCAGGAAUCUCCAGGGAGCUGUGGGAUACCCCAGUGGUACACAUCUCAGCAAUCUGCUUCGGAGAACCCUUCCCCUUCAUACACCGGGGGCAGGGGAUACAGUAAAUAGAGAUGUACCCAGCUUGCUGUAGGGAGGUGGCUCUGGUGUCCACCUUCCCAGCAUGCCCUAGAGAAGUGGCCCUGGUGUCCACCUUCCCAGCAUGCUCCAGGAACAGGGGCUUGGUCUUUUCCCAUCCUACGGCACUUACGUUAAAUAAAACACGGUGGAUCUUUU